This is a messenger RNA of Nezara viridula (southern green stink bug), 576 nucleotides long. The record is from the annotation of a GenBank genome assembly. NCBI's taxonomy places the organism in Eukaryota, Metazoa, Arthropoda, Insecta, Hemiptera, Pentatomidae.
AUGGAAAUUCAAGAUAAAUGUUUUGAAUAUUUGCGAUCGGUUAAUCCGAUUGCUCAAAAAAUCGCUGAAGAUAUUGAUAAUAUUAAAAAUAAAAACAAAACUCAGUGGAAUACUUUAGAUAAUAAAGCUAAGGAAACAAUUAUUGAUAAUGCUCUUAUUGAGAAAAGCUUGGUUGAAAAGUAUGAAGGCAAUUUUGAAGAAGAUUUUGAAGAUUAUGGACCCAUUUCGAACUUCUCAUGGUUUACUCGCAGCCAGUUGAACCUUUUUACCCAUAUCAAUGUCAAACCAGAUAAAAACAAAACUCCUAUGAAGAAAGCUGAUGUUUUAAGCCCUUUAAGGAAAACAAAAAAUAUAGCCCCUAAACCAUCAGAAAAUACAAGUAAGCAUGUAAAAAAUAAGGGUUCGAGAGAUGACAAACCUGAAAAGAUAUGCUCAAAAGGUUUGGCUAAACCAAAAACACCACCUCCUCCACCUCCAGCAAAGCUAUCAGUUGUAGAACAGAAAGGUCUAUUAGAAGAUGGUCAACAGGGAGAUGAUAUCCCUAAAACUGGUUUUGACUUUUUAGAUAAUUGGUAA